AUGCCACCGGGGUCGAUCCUCGAGCAGCAUGGUCCCGGGUGGACGGCGCUACUCGCGCGGGACUAUGGAAUCUCCCGCUCUCUUGACGUCAUUAACCGCGGGUUUGGCGGAUACACUACAAAGUGGAUCCUCGCAGACCUCGAGGCGGGACUGCUUUCGCUCCCUAAGGCACCCAAAGCCAUCACUGUGAUGCUCGGCUCCAACGACCACGUCAAGAGUAGCGACCCCCUGCAUGUGCCGCCGGAGGAGUAUGGACUGAACCUGCGGAAGAUCGUCGCUCUGCUUCGUGAUCGCUAUCCGUGUGCAACUGUGCUACUAUGCACGCCUCCGCCGUGCGAUGGCACGCAGGUUUACACCUACUUCACGAAGGCGACAAAGAUGCAGGCCAAUGGGUCGGGCCGCGGCGAGGAGCGAAUCGCUCCUAUGGUCGAGGCGGUCAAGGAGGUGGCCAGGGCGAGCGGGGCCCGGCUUCUCGAUGUGCACGGCAAGCUCAAGGGGGUGGGAGACACAUGGAGGGCGCUUUUUUACGACGGACUUCACUUCAAUGGCGAGGGAAACCAGGCGAUGUACCGGAUUGUGCGCGAGGAGCUCGAGGCGAUUGGACUCGAGCCGGACAAGCUGCCAAUGCACCGCCCCAGCAUGCUCGGGCGCGCCUACCCGCAGGUGUAUGACGAGUCCGGCAGGCCGAAGCCGCGCACAACGAAGAUGGGAAGGUGA
Emiliania huxleyi CCMP1516 is the source of this 717-nucleotide messenger RNA. RefSeq lists its product as hypothetical. The coding region runs from base 1 to 717 and encodes 238 amino acids. The transcript has a single exon. The record is from RefSeq and is a predicted model, not a curated record. NCBI's taxonomy places the organism in Eukaryota, Haptophyta, Isochrysidales, Noelaerhabdaceae.